This is a messenger RNA of Phycodurus eques (leafy seadragon), 3470 nucleotides long. RefSeq names its product WD repeat containing planar cell polarity effector (gene wdpcp). The transcript has 19 exons. Gene Ontology annotation, cellular component: axonemal basal plate. The coding region runs from base 281 to 2251 and encodes 656 amino acids. The record is from RefSeq and is a predicted model, not a curated record. Gene Ontology annotation, molecular function: protein binding. NCBI's taxonomy places the organism in Eukaryota, Metazoa, Chordata, Actinopteri, Syngnathiformes, Syngnathidae. Gene Ontology annotation, biological process: nervous system development; cilium organization; establishment of protein localization.
AAGAACUGUCUUAUGGAAGAUACUUACAAGCUUGUGUUCGGCCCCGCCAUCAAGCUAGCCGCCUGUUAAGGUUACCGGUCGCUGCAUUUGAUUCCCCCUCUUUGCAGUGAUUUUUGCUGUUGUUGUCAUCAACAAAGGCCUACUUGUUGCUGCCCUUUUGGUUUGGCCUUUGGAGAGGACUUGCCAGACUUUCCUCUCGCCCGCACUGCAGCUCCACGUGUAUGGAAGCCUGAGUGCAGACCCCGAGACUGGGCAGAGUCGGGUUACGCCGGUCCGUCAGAUGGCGUUCUGCUUGGCUGAGCUACACUUGUGGUCCACCAAGAGCUCCCUCCAAGUCCAAGACACAGAUAUUGGCACAUAUCAGUACUACGAUAAAGCAGAGCCAGCCAAUCGCCAGGAGCAUCACUAUUUCAACGAGAAAGUCCACUUCACUGAAGCUCGAGGCUACUCGUGGACCCCCGCCAACCGCCGUCCGGAGAGGCUCCGCGAUUCGCUGAAGGAGCUGGAGGAACUGUUGCAGACCAACACCUGCGUUCACACCAGAUGGAGGAACACACACUGUUGCCAGCUUCUACUCAGCAGCGGCAUACUGGUGACCUUGACCCUCAGCGGACCCCAACUCGAGCAAGUGUGCAUCGACCGAGCGUUAGUGGGACGACUGCCCGGUGACGCCGUGACUGAUGCGGUGUUGGGCGACAAGCUGUUUGUGCUGUCCUUCCUGAAGCAAAGCCAAGUGGUCGCCAUCUACCUCAACAAGAAGAACCCAGACUCCUCCGCCAAUGCUGGCGGGGACGCGGACAAGCUCUCGCCCUCCAGAAUCAAGGUGACGAGCGUGGAGGUUGCAGGGUGGGCGCGUCGAAUCCACCAAGGCGUGGCUCUCAACCGGCGGGAGGACGUGGCGCUGUGCUGGUGGAGGUCCGGCGAGCACGAAGAGGAGGUGUGGCCCUGGACCCCCUUAAACAUGCACAGGAACAACCUGGUCCUGCUCGCCUGCUUGCCCUCGGAAGGUCUCAAGCUCGUGAGCUCAAUGCAGACAGAAGGUGAUCUUCUGGUUUGCACCUUCAGCAAUCUUCAUCCCUACCAGCUUCUGACCGUGGAAGCGCCCGCAGGACCCCAAGCCUCCAGAGAGGCGUCCUGGGCUAAAGCCUGCGUGUACGAAUACGCCAAAGGUCGCCUGCAGCGCCUGUCCGCCGCCCGCGUCCUGCUACCUUCUCGUCCCGUUUCCUGCUCACAUCACCCCAACGAAAGCCUCCUCCUCCUGGGCCUCAGCGACUCCUCCCUGGUGCUCUACGACCAGCGUCGGGGGGUCUCCCUACAGGCCUCCUGCCCCGUGCCGCCCACCAUCCUGGCCUGGCAUCCGGCUGGAGCCUUGCUGGUGGCGACGGGGGCGGCCCAACAGGGCGAGCUGAUGUUCUUGGACGUGGGCCUGGCGCCCGUCAAGGUGGCGCUGGUGGCCGAGGAUGUGACCCCCGCCGCCACGCUCGUGCUGGGCCGGCACCUACGCUGCCCCGGACCCCUGCAGAGACUGCAGUGGGCCGCGGGUCCAGAAGGAGGCGCCGAUGAGCCGGAUACGAUGAUGCUCGCCUUCCACGGGGGACUGUUAGCGGUCUUGAAAUUACAACUGGGAGUCGUAAGCGGGUUCCGGCUGGAUCCGGUGCAGGUCCUCCAGCAGCGUCUGCACGGCGGUCAGGUGCAGGAGGCGCUGGGCGUGCUGGAGGCCAUGGACUGGAGCGCCGCCGCCGAGCAGUGUUGGCACGGCCUGAGCGCCGUCGCCAACCACCUGCUGAGGCUGCCUCUGGACGCCCGUACCGAGGAGCAACUCGAAGCCGCGUUGGCGACGUUUUACGCCCCACCUGCGCCUCUUCCCGAUAACGUCACGGCAGACUACAAGGAGCCAGUCCACAAAUACGCCAGGCGCUUCUUCCACCACCUUCUCAGACAUGAGCGCUUGGAGAAGGCUUUCCUUCUCGCUGUUGAUUUGCAAGAUAAAGAUCUUUUCAUGGACCUCCAUUACGUGGCCGGCGAUAAGGGCGAGCUGGUGCUGGCGGAGGUGGCCAAGAGGAAGGCCCACCAAGUGGCGGAGUCGCGCGACGGGCAGGAAAUAACCGCCGUGAUUAACCGGAAAGACGUUGAAGAUGCUGUAAGAGAACGGAACGGUGUGGGCGCUUACAGCCUGACGGACAAGAGCCAAAAAACAACAGGAUCAUCAAAAUCAAAUACUCCCAAACUAACACUGAAGAAAGGAAGAUGAACAAGGUCGCCUCAAUGUAACUGCUGCUGUGGAGUGGAAGUCUUUCACCUCGGAACCGUUUGACCUCAGUGACACGCCCACUUAGCUGCCGAUCAUUCACCGAUCAUUGUUAUCGAAAAAGGUGGACUUCAGAGUGGUUCUUGCAAGCCACACUGAUGGCGCAGCAUCAGCACCAGCUGUUGCUCCAGUGUCUCGCUGUGAAAUCUUCAACUUUUCAUCCCAAUCGUGUUCUUCCACACCAAGCUCAUCCAGCUGUUCCUUUCGGGUCCUUGCUGUCUUGCUGUGCUUAUUCUGUUAAUGAGGCCCACUGUUUUGCCAAAGUGGCGCAGAAGGGCUCACUCAACAAACCGAUUUGAAGAAAUAAGCAGAUAGAUGAAACUGCACUUGGUUGUUUCAUUUCACAACUGAUGGGUGGCCAGGCACUCCAAGACACGCAACUACACUACUUGCCAAAAAAGUUAGGAGAAGCGGCAGUAAAACAGGCCAGAAUACAGAGGUUAUCAAUAAUCAACAGCGUUACGCCAUUGUAAGGUUUCAAGCGGGAUAUUCAACGGAGAUACUGGAAGAGUCACAGAAAGGCAUAGAUGUAGACGUGCUUGGAAAUUUUCAAACACCUUGUUCGAGAAGAGCAAGUUGUGCAGAAAGUACUGAAACAGUGAACAUUUGGACACUCAAAAGUUCAAAGGUCAAAUUAAGUUCACCUGAAAAGGUUAUCGUGUGUUUUAGGGUCACCCUGAAAUUUCACCCGAAAGCCCUAUUCACUUUUUUUGUGAAUAGUGUAUUUAUUUUAUACAAGAUGUUAACAAGCCAAUUUUCCAUAAUAUGUGUCCUUUGAAGAAAACAUCUUGAAAAUGUUCCAUUAAUUAUGAAAUGUAACAUAUUUCCAUGGCUGAUAUUGAAUGUUCCUCAAGGUGUGUGUGUGUGCGCGCGUGUAUGAGAUUAAGGCCGGCAGUUUUAUUCAUGAACAGGAGCCGAGCGGCGACGUUAAAGCGUGGCACCUUUCCUGAGCAUCCGCCAUGCCGGUGUCAGAGCUGUCGACGCGGCGCGCUCGCCUGCCUAAUCUGACAGCGCCUAAUCCCUCACUGUAUCCUAAUCUAUUUACUUUGCAUUCUAAGAGGAUUUACACCCCCCUCCAAAAAUGAUAUACAAGGAGCCGUGGUUGGAAAUGGACAGAAGAUCAGCGAGGAUGCUUUUCUUUUUUGUUGUUUGUUUGUUUGUU